UAAAUUUCAGCCCUAACCCAAAAUGUAGGGUUUUCUUACGCAAAUUGAAACUGGAGGGUCAAUUUCUCCCACCACCACCACCAUUGUAAGGCAACAAUCUUAACUUGUAAUCCUUCUUCAUCAUUUCUUGUUUUAGUUAAUGCGUGUAUUUCAACAUUUAUCUCCAUCUGAAUUUGAGUUUUUCAUAGUUUCUUUCGGUUCAUUUAAUUUCCGAAACCAUCGAUGUUCAACUGCAAAAAGAUAUUUGCCUGUAGUCAAGCUAUUGGGAACUGGUCUAUAAGAAAUUUCAAUUCUGCUGCUUCUUCUUCUGCUUUAAAAUUCGAAACGGGUAAUCACUAUUCUAUUCUUCAGUCCAGUAGUUUUCAGCAUUGGUUCAAAAAUUGGAACGAGCUUCGAAAGCAUAAGUUAACAGCAAGUACUUUUGCUGGGGCAAUUGGGUUUUGGCCUCGUCGAAGGGCUCAAUUAUGGUUAGAGAAACUUGGGGCAAUUGAUCAAUUUUGUGGUAAUCUUGCUACUUGUUGGAGUAACAUGAAAGAAGAAGAAGCACUUGAAAGAUACAAACUUAUUACUGGAAACUCUGUUUUGUUUCCUGAGUUUCAAGUCUAUGGUAAAGCAAACUCUGUAGAUGAUUGGUUGGCUGCUUCACCUGAUGGUGCAAUUGAUAAGAUGAUUUAUGGAUUGCCUUCACGAGGUGUGUUGGAGAUUAAAUGCCCAUUUUUUGAUGGUGAUAUGAGAAAGGCUUCACCAUGGUCACGAAUUCCUCUUUACUGUAUUCCUCAGGCUCAAGGUUUGAUGGAAAUAAUGGAUAGAGAUUGGAUGGAUUUUUAUGUUUGGACUCCUAAAGGUAGUAGUUUGUUUAGAUUGUAUCGAGAUGUCGAGUAUUGGGAUGUCUUGAAAAUCGCUUUGUCGGAUUUUUGGUGGAAGCAUGUUCAACCGGCAAGGGAGAUGUGUAGUAAAUAUGCCAUUAACAAUCCCCUGAUUGAGCUCAAGUCUCUUAGGCCAUCACCCAAGCAUGAACUGUGUAGUUAUAUAGUUUGUGAGAGCAAACGGGUUGUUGAUAAUUCUAAGUUGCUCUUGCGUGAAUUUGAUGGCAGACUUCAAUACUAAUGCAUUGCAUUGCACCUAUUGACAAUGUCUUCAAUGGCUAAGAUCAUAAUUAUGAAUCUUGGAUUUAUAGUUUCAGAGCUUGAAGGAGUUCAUGUUAACAUGAAAAUUGGGGAAUCUCAACAACGAUGCAAAUGUUGUCAAACCAAGCAUAUCUUGAGUUUGACUCGACAUCCUACUCGUGCUAGAUGAAGGGGUGUGGAUCUUCUGAGAGGGUUAGACACGAGUGCCCUAUCCUUUUGCAUACAAUGUCGGCCUCUAGCCACGUGCUAGGAAAGUUUGGCAUAUGCGAUCGUUGCUUAGAAAUGUACCAGACAUGCCGUGGCACAUAUCUCAGGGCGAAGCUAUGGUUCCCAUGGAAAAGCAAGGAUUAUUUGGAUCAAUAUUGUCUACUCUUAUUUUUUGGGUAGAACUUGAUAGGAGAGGAACUAGAGGAUCUUUGAUAGCAUCAGUUCCCAAUCCUUGUGGUAAGAAAGCUUCAAAACUUACUUAUUUUGCAAGUGCAGAUGCUAGGUGGUUUGUUUAUUUAUUAUUUUGAGUUUUGGAGUCACCUUGUUACGUAAAUUCUUAGUGAGUUUGUUAUUUGUGUUUUUGAUGGCUGUUGACGUCUUUUAUUAUGGACUUUGCCCUGCUCCAUGAUUUGUCUUAAGAGGACAAAUAUACUAAGACACAAAUAUACUUUUUGGUUCAUGAGUUAAGAGUGUAUCUAUUUAAUCUUUGAAAUUUUAAAAUGAAUACUUUAGGCUUCAA
Benincasa hispida (wax gourd) is the source of this 1854-nucleotide messenger RNA. RefSeq names its product Restriction endonuclease, type II-like superfamily protein. Lineage: Eukaryota; Viridiplantae; Streptophyta; Magnoliopsida; Cucurbitales; Cucurbitaceae. The record is from RefSeq and is a predicted model, not a curated record.